This is a messenger RNA of Aegilops tauschii subsp. strangulata, 462 nucleotides long. Lineage: Eukaryota; Viridiplantae; Streptophyta; Magnoliopsida; Poales; Poaceae. The record is from RefSeq and is a predicted model, not a curated record.
CUAGACUAGAAACGGAAGAUCUCCAAGUCCAAGAUGAGCAGGCGGGUGCCGGGGAAGGAGGAGGCCAGCAACGCGACCGUGGAUCUGGUAGCUUUCAACUGCCCCAGAUGCUCGCAACCCCUCAAGCCUCCAGUCUACCAGGUUCAUGCCGACACGGCUGGGAAGCUUGUAUGCUUUUGUUGCUACGACGAGGUUACCAAGAUGCCACAUUUUGGUCCGUCGCCGGAGUAUAGUCGCUGCUUCACGGUGGAGCGCAUGCUGGAGUCGGUCCGGGUCCCGUGCACCAACGCCUCGCGCGGGUGCGCCGCCAUGACGCCGUACCACCGAUGGGCCGAUCACGAGAGCAGCUGCCCCCAUUCACCCCAGCCCCCGCCCCCAAGCGUGUUGAGCGCGGCGGAAAUCUCAACGACCUAUUAUUAUCCUGCUCCCCCCUUUGGUCGGGAGGAAUUGUAUUGGAACUAG